AUGGUGCUCCAGUGGCUCACGCUGGCGAGAAGACCGCUUGAAUGGCGAGAAAUUCAAGUACUCAAGUCAAUUGACCGUCGAGAGCAAUCAAUCGACUUUGAAAGACAGAGGUUCCAUGUUGAUGCAAAGGACCUUUGUGGACCUUUGGUCAAUGUUUCGGAAGAUGGAACCGUCGAGUUGAUACAUUUAACAGCAAAACAGUACGAUAUCCCAUUCUAUACAAGCAUGACUCAAUGGUCACUGACCAUAGCAAACAGCUUCCUCGUGGACGAGGGAAUUGUGGAUCCACUGCCUGGGGACAUCCGAAUGGCGUCACUUUGCAUUGACUAUCUGAAUCUCCCCAUAUUUGUUAGCUCAAUAUCUAGUGACGCCGCCCUUCGGGGAGACUAUGGUUUCAUGGAGUACGCUGCUCUCUAUUGGAUUCGGCAUCUGGAAGGGGCAAUUGCGGAAGCGAAACGAAGAAUUGCGAAGACAAAACUUCAAGAAAUCCAGCAACCCGAAGACAGUGAUGACAGCGAAGCUCCUCUUGCCUAUCCAACUUUACAAGAAGAUCAAUAUUCGCGCAUGAUGUCAUCACUUGCCGAAUCACUCGGCGUCUUCAUUGAGCAUCACUGGACAUCGCCAAAAUCCUAUCUCGCAGUUUCUGACCGAAACAAAAGAAAUCUCCAAGUAUUCGAGCCCCUGUCCUUCCACGAAGAGUUACAGCAAAUCUUCGUAUCGACCCGAAAGCAGUUGCAUUCUUUUGGACCCAUCAAAAAGGAAGAUCUUUCAACAGAUAUAAUGGAAGUUAUCAAACAGGAUAUGGUGGACAGAUAUGGUCAAGGCCCUUUUCGAUGCGCUCGCUUCAGCUGUCGCUCCUUCACUCUUGGAUUUCCGACACCAGAUGAGCGAGAGAUCCAUGUCGCAAGACACGAGAGACCACAUAGGUGCAACGAUGAAAAGUGCGAAAAGGGCUUUGAUAUUGGCUUUGCGUCUCUGGCUCAAUACAAGAGACAUAUGAAGGACUAUCAUCCGGAUCUCUCUCAACAAGACCACGAGUUUCCCACAGACAAAGAAAUACAAUUAAGCAUUCGUUCUAAGAAUACGGAGUCUCAGGCACAAGUCGCAAAACAAACCACCGACACGACCACUAGGGAUAAUGCGGCGCCUCACGGGAAUGCAACAGUCGUAUCUGAUGGAGAUGGAGAUGAAUCCUCUGCUUCCGAGCCCGAGAUUCGACCUCGCCCAACCCCUAAAAGACACAGCAAGGACGACCUCAAAUGCCAAUACUGCCAAAAAGAAUUCACAAGACUCUAUAAUCUCAAGUCUCAUCUCUUAGUGCAUCAGAAUAAUCUGAGGUUUCCCUGCGAAUAUUGCCAAAAAUCCUUCAUUCGAAAGAGUGAUCUCAAUCGUCAUAUGAAAUCACAUACUGGGGAAAAGAAGUGGGUUUGCGGGGGAUGUGAUAAAGCAUUUGCCCGAUCAGAGACUCUGAAAGCCCACCAGCAACAGUCGAAAAGGGGCCAGGCCUGUCUUGAAGAUCUCCAACGACGACAGCAGGAACAGAUAGAAGAGCAGGAUCUGAUUCUCCCUUCAAUCUCCUCUUUCCUUCCGAAUUAA
Messenger RNA from Penicillium waksmanii, 1596 nucleotides. RefSeq lists its product as uncharacterized. The record is from RefSeq and is a predicted model, not a curated record. The coding region runs from base 1 to 1596 and encodes 531 amino acids. Gene Ontology annotation, biological process: regulation of transcription by RNA polymerase II. Lineage: Eukaryota; Fungi; Ascomycota; Eurotiomycetes; Eurotiales; Aspergillaceae. The transcript is spliced from 2 exons. Gene Ontology annotation, molecular function: RNA polymerase II cis-regulatory region sequence-specific DNA binding; DNA-binding transcription factor activity.